Molecule: messenger RNA, 1841 nt
Organism: Lotus japonicus
Lineage: Eukaryota; Viridiplantae; Streptophyta; Magnoliopsida; Fabales; Fabaceae
Product: rhomboid-like protein 15
Exons: 13
Coding region: 166-1374 (402 amino acids)
Biological process (GO): endoplasmic reticulum unfolded protein response
Cellular component (GO): Hrd1p ubiquitin ligase ERAD-L complex; endoplasmic reticulum membrane
Molecular function (GO): misfolded protein binding; ubiquitin-specific protease binding; serine-type endopeptidase activity
Source: RefSeq, a predicted model, not a curated record
ACCGAAAGAGAACGGUUUUCGUGAGUCAAGUGUGUUUCAGCAUUCACAAACUCAAUCAAUCACCAACUCCAUUUCAAAUCGCAAAUCUUCUACUGUUAAUCAAUCAGAGCUGAGAUACCAUAGCGAGCGAACCAGUGAUCGAGAGAGAGCUGUGAAGUUUGCUGCAUGCGAAGACCAAGAACCAUGAGACCAAACAUCGUUUCUGAGGCAGGGGUGUCUACUAGGGUGAAUCAAUGGUGGGAAAGCAUUCCAUUCCUCACUUCUGCAGUGGUGGUUGUGUGUGGAGCAAUUUACUUGGUCUGUCUUUUGGUUGGAUAUGAUUCCUUUGCUGAGAUAUGCUUCUUGCCUUCUGCUGUUGUGUCACGCUUUCAAGUUUACAGGAUUUAUACUGCCAUUCUUUUCCACGGUUCACUGCUUCAUGUUCUCUUCAACAUGAUGGCUUUAGUUCCCUUGGGCUCUGAGCUCGAGAGGAUUAUGGGCUCAGUUCGCUUGCUAUAUGUCACUAUUUUGUUGGCUACAAGCAAUGCUAUAUUCCAUGUUCUCAUAGCGCUGCUGGUGACAUACAAUCCUUUUGUUAAAUUUGAUUACCUCAUGAAUGAGUGUGCGAUUGGUUUCUCAGGAGUUCUAUUUUCCAUGAUUGUUAUAGAGACUAGCCUGAGUGGAGUUCAAUCCAGGAGUGUGUUUGGGUUGUUUAAUGUGCCUGCCAAGUGGUAUGCAUUCUUUUUGUUGGUUGUAUUCCAGCUUCUCAUGCAAAAUGUCUCACUACUUGGACACCUUUGUGGCAUUUUAUCUGGGUUUGCAUAUACAUAUGGCUUGUUUAAUUUCCUCAUACCUGGGACAUCUUUUUAUUCUUCCAUUGAAGCCUCUUCCUUGCUUUCAUCAUGUGUAAGACGGCCUAAAUUUAUUGUUUGCACUGGUGGAAAUCCUUCUGGUUACAUCCCUACACAUACUAGCCAAAAUUCAACAACCAGUGGAUUACUCUCUGGAAAUAUUUGGAGGAACCUAUCAUCAUUGAUGCCUCAAAGGGAAGUGUCUGCUCAGUCAGCUGAGGACAGCAGGUUCCCUGGUGCGGGAAGGACCCUCGGUUCUAGUCAAGGUCAAAUGGCUUCUGGUAUUCAGUCAAAUUCAAAUCUUCAAGCUAGACUCUUGGAGGAUAGCAGUCCAAAUCAGCCUUCAGAAGGAAGGCAUGCAGUUGAUAAUGCUGCUACAGCAGCUGCAGGUGUUCCACAUCAUCAGGCUGCAGUUGUUUCAGAGGAAGAGAUUAAAAAGCUUGUAGCAAUGGGCUUUGAUAGGACGCAGGUGGAAGUGGCACUGGCGGCUGCUGAUGGUGAUCUUAACGUGGCAGUGGAAAUACUCAUGAGCCAGCAGGGUUGAAACAUGAAAGCUUCUCUUGAAAAAUUCUCUGCGCUUUGUUCAAUCACUGUCUGUGUUUCAUCUUGCACCAUACCCCUAACAGUUCGCAGACACCAAAAAGCCAUGCUAAUGCAAGUGAGCUGAAUUGAACAUAUAAACCAUAACAACUUUGAAUAUGAUGUUUAACUGAAGAAAUUCUGGUAGAGAAGGUUAUAGCCAAAUUGGGAGCAUUUUUCUGUUCCUCUUCAAUUUGUUUAUAUGUAAACUAUAUAGAGUAGGACCUUUAAUUCCAGGUAAGGUACAUAAGACAUUAGAUUCAUUUUCUUCAUCAUUAGAACGCGUGCCGCUUGCUGAAAGACAAAGCACAUGGGUUACAAGUUAGUACAACUUAAAAGUUGCCUAUGGACUAGAUUUUUUUUUGGAUACAUCGGAAGAUUAUGGACUAGAAUUUAUGAAUAAAGAUGAUUUAUUUUAUGGGAAAAGUAAAA